Messenger RNA from Hymenoscyphus albidus, 3018 nucleotides. Lineage: Eukaryota; Fungi; Ascomycota; Leotiomycetes; Helotiales; Helotiaceae. The record is from the annotation of a GenBank genome assembly.
CUUCUAUCGGAUUUCGGGGCGUCAUCUGUCCCCACAGCGAACUGUGCCUCUUGAAUUUCUGACCAAUAUUGAUGCCGCCCAGCAAUAAACAGUAAAGCUUCUCCGAUUCAAGCCAUCCCUCGCGGUGACCCAAAAUGGAGGUACUGUACAGCCUCGAUUUCACGAAAGAGGAGAGUCUGGAUGCUUUCCCCUCACCUACACAGGCGCCUGUGCCAAUCCCCUAAAACAGGAUUUCUCCGUAAGCGACAAGAAACAAGUCGGAAGCGUUUGACACCGAGUAUACUCACACUCACAGAAGAAGAGGUUGUGGAGGUAAGUCAAUCGGGUCCAACUCGCUUCUUAAGGAUCGUCACUCGGCUUACUGCCUUGUCCGUCAGCCUCAUUUCGAUAACAAAAGAUAUAUGAGCGAGGUCACUGCUUGAAUGAUGUUCAAGGGCCAAGCAAAAACAACUUAACUAUGGAUUCCCUAUUCAAAUCCCACUAUCCAAUAUUCAUUCUUCUCGCUCUAUUUCCUAUCUUGUCUUCCUCUGUCGCUACUGAUUCGAGUAAACAUAGCCAGGGGAAUUUCACAUCUUUAAGUGAUGCUGUCCCACAAUUAUCGAAUCUUACAUAUCUACUACCCACCACUCACAAGAAGGCUCCCACACUCGGCGGUCAAAAUUUCACCCACUGUUGUUUAUUAGCGGUCAAUGCCUCACUUGAAGUUAUUGGUGGAUACCUUCGCAAGACUGAAACUGACUACAUAGGCGCCACUGUGGAAGAGUUUCUUCAACGCAGCGAAGAUGGUCAGUUUCCCUGCACAGCUACAUGGGAUGGAGAUAUCAGAGGUGCACCAAAAGUCAGUGUCCCAGCAGGAUGGCUGGAAUCUACUUGCCCCGGCUGGCAGAUGUCCGAUUCGAAGAAGGGCCAUGAGAGCCAGUGGAUCACGCCAUUCGUUGGAUUUUUACUUCCAUCCGUGGUAUUUGUCCUUACUAUUCCAAGACGACGGAAACUCGCGGUAUGGAAGAAGCUAUUCGUUCCAGACUUUUCGCAGCUCAUCAGUUGGAUCGUCGCACCAUUUGCAAUGAUCCUGGCUGGCAUAUUUGUAUGUUGCGACACACUUAUCUGGCUCGCUACUUGCUUCGCGUUUGCAAGUCCGAUGAUACUCAGCGGUAUUUACGAAGCAUAUCUCGACCAGAAAGUAAUCUCUUUCUUGACAGAAAAAACAGCUAAUCUCAGAUUGACUCUCGAUAUGCGCGCUCGACUUCUCUUCGUUGUCCUGGUUGGUAAUUUGGAUCUGGAUCCUGAACAAAUUCGAGGAGACGAGGAGCUGGUUAUUCUAAGUCAUGGGAAGCAUUCGGACGACAAUGAACGUUGGCCAAACUUUAGACCAAACGCACCCCGCAAUCCGUCUUCUCCUUGGACGCAUAUUGAAAAUCUUGUUAGUCCACUUCGAUCGUAUAGAGAUGCCGCGCUCGGAAGUCCUCGACAAUGGCCACUUCACGAUGUCAAAUGCACAAUUCCAAAUUGUACUGAUUUGUAUUGCAAAGAGGUACCUCUUCGACGAAACUUUUUUGUUCGCAAAGAAAUUGGCCGCACAAAGACUCGGAUAAGGACAAUGUUGGCUACUCAACUAUCGUUUGGAUCAAGUGUUGGCUCCCCCGUUGUCUUCUUCCUGGGAGCCUUUAGCUUCACACUCGUGACCACACUUGCAAGUUUAGGAGAUGAAGAUACCAGCCUGGAUCUCGCGUUCGGAAUGUGGUAUAUGAUAAGUUAGUAUAUCCCUUGUAUUCAAAAGUUUUGUGGAGAAAAAAAACUAACGUAAACCAGUACCCCAUAUUUCCAUUGUAUCUGGCCUCCUACUUGCUGGCAAUAACCCAAACACGCUUGAGGGAGUUAUGGCUCUUGAGUUCGGUGACGUGGAGGAAAAAGAAUCCUUUGAAACGAAACACUGGCUCAACAGCAUCUUUGAACUGGCAUACGAAAGCCGCUACCGUCCAAAAUGGUUAUGGGAACGUGGACGAAGCAAGCAAGAUUGGAUUGACCGGGUGAUAUCCACCUAUGAGGUUCGAGCACCAUCAGGAAGACGAGGUUCUAUGGUUCCAGAUGAGGAUAUGGCGGCAUUACGAGUGGCAACUACGCUGGGUUUCACGGGCUGGACAAUCGUCCUAGCCUUGACACUUCUUCUCAUGGGAGUUCCGUUUGUUCUUGCUUUCGUCGUCUCAUUUUUCACCCCACAAGUUGGUGUGUCUUGUCGUAGCUUCACUAUUCUCAUAUACGCCAUCGCUCAACUCUGCCAGGUAAUUCUCUGGAUGUGGGCUUACGCUGGUCCUCCUUCGAAGGGGAAAUACUUCACGUUCUUUCGCAAAGGUGGCUUCCUUGACCAAAAAGGGUUCUUUACACCAACCAACAUCAAAACUCUAUGGACACAAAAAACGUUCCGGUCACUUCCAACUCUAUGGGCACUCAUAUGGUUCAAUCUUGCUAUGCUAUUCGGACUCGGAGGCGUUAUGUCCACGAUUGGCGGUACGAUGAUGCAACUGAUGGGCGUCUACACGUCUUCAAAAUGUAGCAUAAAUGCCUCUUGGUGGACAAGACCCCACGAGCACAUUAUUGUCACUAUAAGUAAAAACUCCGAGCUCGAAAUCCGCGAUGCGAAGAAAUACUGGAUCCCCUGUGCUAUUACUGCCAUUUUGUUUUUAGGAUUGGUGAGCUUCUGUGGAUGGUGGUAUCAAAGACGACUGAGGGGGCUGUUCAGGAAUUUGGUGAGUGAGCUAGGGAGUCCGAGGACAGAUAGGGAGGAUAUUAGAGCGGUGGUUGUCCCUUCUAGAAAUGGUUCACUAGGUGGCUGAAGGGGCUGCAAUCCUUUUUGUUUGUUGAACUUUUCUUUCUGCUUUAUCCUUACGAGCAUGGAGUUUUGGGGGUUUAUGUUCAGAUACCCAUAUUUUUGUUUUAUACAUAUGAGCGAAGUAGCAUUUCUCUUUGGUAGUGGAGGUUUAUAUGUAUGAUAGUUACAUAAGAUUGCUUUUGAUAAUAUUC